Monomorium pharaonis (pharaoh ant) is the source of this 1210-nucleotide messenger RNA. RefSeq names its product ADP-ribosylation factor-like protein 2 (gene Arl2). The coding region runs from base 11 to 715 and encodes 234 amino acids. Gene Ontology annotation, biological process: protein folding. The record is from RefSeq and is a predicted model, not a curated record. Gene Ontology annotation, cellular component: microtubule cytoskeleton; cytoplasm. The transcript is spliced from 2 exons. NCBI's taxonomy places the organism in Eukaryota, Metazoa, Arthropoda, Insecta, Hymenoptera, Formicidae. Gene Ontology annotation, molecular function: GTPase activity; GTP binding.
GAGUUACUAAAUGUUACUAAAGAGAGAGCCAGAGAGGCAAUCGGAUGGUGGUUGGAGGUUAGGAACAUUUCUGUCAAAUUCAAAGAAAUUCUAUUUACAUGUUAAUAAACGUUUUAUUUAUCAACGAUCUGAACAUUGUGGAGUAAUUAAUGGAUUAACGAUGGGCCUGUUAACGGUGUUGAAAAAAUUGAAGCAAAAGGAAAAAGAGAUGAGAAUUUUAAUGUUGGGCUUGGAUAAUGCAGGCAAGACAACAGUAUUGAAGAGACUCAAUGGCGAACCAAUAGACACUAUAUCACCCACACUUGGCUUUAAUAUUAAGACAUUGGAACAUCGCGGGUACAAACUCAAUGUAUGGGAUGUGGGUGGACAAAAAUCACUGCGUUCCUAUUGGAGAAAUUAUUUUGAAUCGACAGAUGGACUUAUUUGGGUGAUAGACAGUGCUGACAGAAGGAGAUUGGAUGAUUGUAGAACAGAGUUAUACAAGCUUCUGCAGGAGGAAAGAUUGGAAGGGGCAAGUCUCCUUAUAUUUGCCAAUAAGCAGGAUAUGCCUGGUGCAUUAUCCGCUUCUGACAUAGCUGAUAUUCUGGAGUUACACAAUAUAAAGACUCAUCAUUGGCAAAUCUACAAGUGUUCCGCUGUGACGGCCGAAAAUCUAGUCGAUGGUAUCAAUUGGAUUGUUGAUGAUAUUGCAGCAAGAAUAUUUUAUAUGGAUUAAUAUAGAUAAAUUCAAAUGUUAAUAUUUCUUACCUCAAUAAAUACAAAAAUUAAUGCUUGACAAAUUGUUACAAAGCAAUAUUUACAUUGGCUUAUGUUGCAGUAAGAGACAAUUAAUACAUAGUGAAUUAUUUUAUUGUUUGCUAAUAUUUAAUAAGCUUAAAAUGUCUCUUUCUCAUUGAAAACACUCAUUGUGAUCUGUUUCACUGUAAAAAUAUGUAACAUAGUAUUAUACAUACAUAUGUAUAAAAGAAGAUUCUACAAUUUCUGAAACAUUUAUUAUGUAACAUAAAAUUUUUCAAUUAUUUUUUAAAUCUAAUUUUUAUUAGCUUUACUAAGCCUAUUGUAUAUAAGUUUUAUGUUUCUUGUACUUUUGUAUCAUUGUUCUACUUUUUGUUUUUUCUAUUUUCAAUAAUCUGAACUUUCUUUUUCUUUAAUUUUGAUGGUAUAGCUAUCGUUUCCGGAUAUUCUCCUGAAUAAAAUGAUUUUAAUAAUU